AUGGACCUCAGAGUUGGAAGAAAGUACCGAAUCGGCAGGAAAAUCGGCAGUGGGUCGUUCGGGGACAUUUACCACGGUACAAACCUGAUCAGCGGCGAAGAAGUGGCCAUCAAGCUCGAGUCGAUACGGUCUCGGCAUCCACAACUGGACUAUGAGUCGAGGGUGUACAAGUAUUUGAGCGGCGGGAUCGGGAUCCCCUUCAUCCGGUGGUUUGGCCGCGAGGGCGAGUACAACGCCAUGGUGAUCGACCUGCUGGGACCCUCGUUGGAGGACCUGUUCAACUACUGUCACCGCAAGUUCUCGUUUAAGACGGUGAUGAUGCUGGCGCUGCAGAUGAUAUGUCGCAUCCAGUACAUCCACGGCCGUUCUUUCAUCCACCGUGACAUCAAGCCCGACAAUUUCCUCAUGGGCGUCGGUCGUCGCGGGUCCACCGUGCAUGUCAUCGAUUUCGGGCUCUCCAAAAAAUAUCGCGAUUUUUCCACGCACCACCACAUCCCAUACCGCGAAAACAAGAACUUGACCGGUACCGCACGUUAUGCUUCUGUCAACACGCAUCUGGGGAUCGAACAAUCCCGCAGAGACGAUCUCGAGUCUCUGGGGUACGUUCUAAUCUAUUUUUGCAAAGGUUCCUUGCCCUGGCAGGGACUGAAAGCCACCACGAAACGUCAGAAAUACGACCGCAUCAUGGAGAAGAAGCUAUGCAUCAGCGUCGAGCAACUGUGCGCCGGCUUACCUGUGGAAUUUGUCGAGUACAUGCGUUACUGUCGCAACCUGAGAUUCGACGAGAGACCAGAUUACCUGUAUCUGGCGCGUCUAUUCAAGGAUCUCAGCAUCAAGUUGGACUACCACAACGACCAUCUCUUCGACUGGACCAUGUUAAGAUACACCAAGGCAAUGAUUGAGAAACAACGCGCUUUGGGCCAAGUUCCCAUGCCAGAAGAGGGUAAGGACGAUGAGUCGAAGCAGGACUCCUUCGACCGUGUAAAGCAACUGGCCAUGAGAAAGUUUUCCACGCAUUUCCACUACUGCAAGUCUGAAGACAAGCAUCAUCCAUCUCCAGACGAAAUCAAGCUACAAACUGCGCAAAAUAAUCAGGCCGCGCCAUCCAUUCCGCAGGAUCUAUUGAGCGCAAUCGACAAAGACAUGGACCAUCUCAAGCAAAACGUUGCCCAGGCUCCGGAAGCCUCGGCACAACAACCACAACAACUGUUGCAACAACAACAACAACAACAACAAGUACAGCAACAAAAACAACUACAACAGCAAUCUCAACAUCCCCAACAUUCUCCGCAGUACCAAAAUCAAGCAGACUUUCAAAGCCGGAUCCCCGUAGCGGAGCCUCUCUUGCAGACUCAAAAAGAUGCGGAUUACGACGACUUGAAGCGCACGUUGGACAUGCUCAACAACGGCGGGAACACACAACUCGUUCCAACGCGCAAGCCCACCACUCAAACCACCAUCACGCAGUAUCCGCCUGCUAACAACAAACCUUCGGGCGCCGACAUCUGGCUGUAA
Molecule: messenger RNA, 1515 nt
Organism: Lachancea meyersii CBS 8951
Lineage: Eukaryota; Fungi; Ascomycota; Saccharomycetes; Saccharomycetales; Saccharomycetaceae
Source: the annotation of a GenBank genome assembly